AUGGCUCAAAAGACUGCAGAUGAAAUUGGUCUUUUGAAAAGAAUUAAGUUGGCCAACGUCCACCUUCAGUUAGCUGACCAGUCCAUUAUCAAGCUUAGAGGAAUCGUGGAAGAUGUCCUCGUUAAGGUUGAUAAGUUCAUUCUGCUUGUGGACUUUAUGAUUUUGGACAUGGAAGAGGAUAAAAACAUGCCUAUUUUGUUUGGACGACCAUUCUUGGUCAUAGGUGACGUGACUCUCCAUGCUAGAGACAACACUGUAACUUUUAGAGUCAAUGAAGAGGAGAUAAAUCUCAAGGGUGCAGGGGCACAAAAAAGCCCAUGGACUUCAAGUUUGUGUUUGUUGGAGAGGAUGAGCCGCUCCCAAUUCUCAUCUUCACUCAUCUCAAGCCUAUGGAAGAAAAAGGGCUUGUGGCAUGGUUGA
Messenger RNA from Salvia splendens (bonfire salvia), 420 nucleotides. RefSeq lists its product as uncharacterized. The record is from RefSeq and is a predicted model, not a curated record. The transcript has a single exon. Bases 1 to 420 code for a protein of 139 amino acids. Lineage: Eukaryota; Viridiplantae; Streptophyta; Magnoliopsida; Lamiales; Lamiaceae.